AUUCUGCUCGCUCUCUGUCAAGUUUCUGACAAUUGGAAAUCAUCGAACUCCGUCUGCCGUCGCGAGCAGCUAUGAAAGCACAAAUUCCUGACAUUCUCGUCACUUUUCAUUAGUAAAACUCCAUUGAUUCCUCAAUUUUGUAUUUAAAUCCUGUAAAGUGUUUGCUCAAUUUUUCGGUGCGUCAGCGGCAAUAAAUCGCCUCGAUCUCGUUGUGCGUGAAAUUCAAUAAUGUUCUCGGCGAGCCCGUGGCAAACCGACUCCUGGACAACUUUAUCAAUUCUCCCGGACACAGGGGCAGUUUUUAAUUGAUACGCUCGACCUAAGGCGAAUCAAUUAGCCAAGCAACGACAACAAUUGGUGAUGAUCAACAACAACGAAACUAAACUGAGUGGCAAGCAAACAACUUGUUUUAGGAGCGGCACACGAACCAGCGACAGACCGCCGGCCCCGUCGUCGAGCGGGAUCCCCUUGUUGAUCCACUCACGGACGCUGACGAAAUCGCCGACUCAGCGACGAACGAGUUGGCGGCAGCCCGUCGAAUCCGGUCGCGGUUGGGAGGAAUUCCGAGAUUUCAUCGAUGAUGGACAUGCAAUUGCGAGACUUUGAGAUGAGCGACUCUGAGACUGAGUUGCUCAUCAAUCCCGCCGCAGUUGCUGCGGCCGCCGGACGUACAACGCGACUUCGCUUGCGGAACGAGAGAAAUGGUGAACGUGUUCAUUUACUGCCGCCCGACACAACCGGAAUUUUAUUUCCCAAGAAUCGUCGACGUCGAAACUUCACGCUGGCGUCCUGCUGUCGAACGUUAAUUUGCGGCUGCUGGUGGUGGGCCUGGCGAAAAUGGUUUGCACCGCGCGAAUUGCGGGCCCGCACCGUCCGCAUUGGCCGAUCAAUCGACGAAAAAUUUCCACCGAACGAAAUUCGCAAUCAAAAAUACAAUUUAAUCACGUUCCUACCAUUAGUUCUAUUCGAGCAGUUUCGCUUCUUUCUCAACUUAUACUUUUUGCUGAUGGCACUUAGUCAAUUUAUACCAGACAUAAGAAUCGGUUAUCCGUACACAUAUUGGGGUCCAUUGUGCUUCGUGUUGGCCGUUACAAUUUGUCGUGAGGCGGUCGAUGAUUUUCGUCGACAUCAACGUGAUCAUGAGGUGAACUCACAGAAAUAUAAAAGAUUGAUACCGAGUGAUUUGCAAUAUGAAAUGGUACCGUCGUCAAAACUGAAAGUUGGCGAUAUCGUUAUAGUGGAGAAGGAUGAACGCGUGCCAGCGGAUUUGGUGCUAUUGAGGACAAGCGAUAAGAGUGGAUCGGUUUUUGUGAGGACGGAUCAACUUGAUGGCGAAACUGACUGGAAACUAAGACUUGCCGUAUCCAUGACACAAAAGCUAAACAGUGAUUCUGAUUUAUUUAACAUUGACGCCAGUAUUUAUAUUGAGAAGCCACAAAAUGACAUACAUUCUUUCAUCGGGACGUUUUCGAUCCAGGAUGGAAACGAUGAAGGCAGCUUGAAUGUUGAAAAUACUUUGUGGGCGAAUACAGUAGUAGCAGCGGGUACUGCAACAGGAAUUGUCAUCUACACAGGAUGCGAAACACGAAGUGUGAUGAAUAAUUCGUCGCCAAGAUCGAAGGUUGGAUUAUUGGACAUGGAAAUUAAUGGGCUUACAAAGGUUCUAUUUUGCGCUGUCAUGGGUCUUGCCUUGGUAAUGAUGUGCCUCAAAGGAUUCAAUGGACCAUGGUAUCGAUAUUUGUUCCGCUUCGUCCUGCUUUUCUCCUACAUCAUUCCAAUUAGUCUUCGCGUAAAUCUCGACAUGGGCAAAGCAUUUUAUUCAUGGCAAAUUCAAAAUGAUCCAGAAAUUGAAGGCACAGUUGUGCGUUCAACUACUAUACCCGAAGAACUGGGUCGAAUCUCGUAUUUACUCACAGAUAAAACCGGAACAUUGACACAAAACGAGAUGGUCUUCAAAAAAAUUCACUUAGGCGUUGUAGCUCAUGACAAUGACACAUUUCAUCACGUUGCCCAAGCGAUUGAAUCAUUAACAUCCAAUACAGGAGCUGGACAGGAAAUUUCACCACCAGCUGCGAAACCCUCAUCGAUAUUUGGUGGAAAUCGAUUGCGACGUCCAGAGGGUUGGCGUGUCUGGGAAGCCGUGAAAGCUUUAGCUCUUUGCCACAAUGUUACUCCUGUCUAUGAUAAUGAUAAGGCCGCUACAAACAAAGCACAAGAGAAACAACGUAACUCGCCCACACGUUCGACCAUCAACAUGGAAACGAAGAAAAGUAGCGAUGAAAUAACAUACCAAGCUUCAAGCCCUGAUGAAAUUGCUCUGGUUAAGUGGACUGAGCAAGUUGGUUUGGCGCUAGUAGCCCGCGAUUUAAACUCUGUUACGCUACAAUUGCGUCAUAAAGUAAAAAACAAGAAAGGAGGAAAUCAAUCCAGCACACCAGCAACUCCAUCCUCAAGUAGCACAGCAAGCACUGCUUCAUUGGAUUCCAUUGGAGGUUCUGAUGGUUUGAUGAAGUUCCACAUCUUGCAAGUCUUCCCAUUCACCAGUGAAUCAAAGCGAAUGGGCAUUAUUGUAAAAGAUGCCCAGACAGGUGAAAUAACGUUCUAUUUGAAAGGUGCUGAUGUUGUCAUGUCUGCCAUCGUUCAGUACAAUGACUGGCUGAGCGAAGAAAGUGGAAAUAUGGCACGAGAGGGCCUCCGAACUCUGGUCGUUGCGAAGAAAGUUCUAACUGAAGAUCAGUAUAAUGAUUUCGAGACGAGAUUCAACGCUGCCCGUCUAAGCGUAACCGAUAGAACGGCUAAAGUCUCAGCAGUUGUUGAGUCCUUGGAACGCGAAAUGGAACUUUUAUGUUUAACCGGUGUUGAGGAUCGACUACAAGAUGGUGUAAGACCCACUCUGGAACUACUACGAAACGCUGGCGUACGAGUUUGGAUGUUAACUGGUGACAAACUCGAAACCGCGACAUGUAUUGCAAAGAGUUCGCAGCUCGUGGGACGUAAUCAAGGACUGCAUAUUUUGAAAUCAGUUCAAACUCGAACAGACGCACAUCUGGAACUGAAUCAGUUCCGACGUAAACAAGGUUGUGCCCUUGUUGUUUCGGGCGAAAGCCUUGAAGUGUGCCUUCAAUAUUACGAUAUCGAAUUUAUGGAAUUAGCAACAGCAUGUCCAGCGGUAGUUUGUUGUCGCUGUAGUCCCACACAAAAGGCACAAGUUGUUGAUUUAAUCCAGAAACAUACAGGGAAGCGCACAUGUGCCGUCGGUGACGGUGGCAACGAUGUAAGCAUGAUACAACAAUCAGACGCUGGAAUUGGUAUUGAAGGUCGCGAAGGGCGACAAGCAUCAUUGGCUGGUGAUUUUAGUAUUCCGCAAUUUUCACAUAUCGCCAAAUUGUUGCUGGUACAUGGACGCCGAUCUUAUAAGCGGUCAGCGGCGCUUUCGCAAUUCGUCAUACAUCGUGGACUGAUUAUAUCGACAAUGCAAGCUGUUUUCUCGGCUGUGUUUUAUUUGAGUUCAGUAGCAUUGUAUCAAGGUUUCCUGAUGGUUGGAUAUGCAACGGUAUACACAAUGUUUCCGGUGUUCUCGUUGGUAUUGGAUCAAGAUAUUGACUCGGCGAUUGCAAUUACGUAUCCGGAGUUAUAUAAGGAGCUGGCGAAAGGUCGGAGUCUUAGUUAUAAGACUUUCUUCGUGUGGGUUUUAAUCAGUAUAUAUCAAGGCGGAGUGAUUAUGUAUGGAGCUUUAAUAUUGUUCGAGGAUGAAUUCAUUCAUAUCGUGGCGAUUAGCUUUUCGGCUUUGAUAUUGACAGAGUUGAUAAUGGUGGCGUUGACAAUUCGAACAUGGCAUAGGUUAAUGGUUCUUGCCGAAAUAUUCAGUCUGAUGCUUUAUCUAAUAUCUUUGGCUGUUCUCCAUGAAUACUUUGAUUGGGAAUUCAUUUGGUCAUACGAUUUCUUGUGGAAGGUAUCAACGAUAACAUUGGUAUCAUGUCUGCCGCUCUACAUAAUAAAAUUCCUACGAAAGAAAUUCUCUCCUCCGUCAUAUUCGAAACUUACGUAAAUCCCAAUGGGCUUAGAAAAGUUUUAGCGUCGAGUAAUAGAAUAAACGACGAAUUCGACGCGAGGAUCGCAUUUCUAACGAAAUAUGAAAAAAAAAAUAAAAUCUUGUAGGCAUACGUUGUAGUUCUUUUUUAUCAUAAACAAAUGAAAAUCAACUUCUAUACAAAGAAAGAGAUGAUGAAGAUAUUUAUAUACACUCUAAACAUGUAGAAUAUUUGAUUCAAGUGAGAAUUCAGUCAAUUUAUUCAAGAAAAUAUCGUUAUCAGCGUAUGGUGUCGGGUGUGUUGAUGUUUGUUUGUUUCGUUGGAUGGAAAAUUGGAUUUGAUAAUUAGAUAUAUUCCUGGGAAUAUUUCAGUAUUCAAAAUGCAUGAAACAUUGAUGGAAUGAAUAUAACUGCUUGCUCUUCUGCCACAUAUUGAGUGAUAUAACUAAUUAUCCAAAAUUUGCUAGCACUCCCAGCGAAGUAAACUAUGAGGAUCAUCUACCCAUUUCAUUCUAAUUUUUACCCACAUAAAAUUCGUAUUUAAUAACAUGUCGUGAUAUAUAAUAUAAACUAAACUAUUUAU
Hermetia illucens (black soldier fly) is the source of this 4613-nucleotide messenger RNA. RefSeq names its product probable phospholipid-transporting ATPase IIA. Gene Ontology annotation, biological process: phospholipid translocation; endocytosis; retrograde vesicle-mediated transport, Golgi to endoplasmic reticulum. The record is from RefSeq and is a predicted model, not a curated record. Gene Ontology annotation, molecular function: ATP hydrolysis activity; magnesium ion binding; ATPase-coupled intramembrane lipid carrier activity. The coding region runs from base 578 to 4048 and encodes 1156 amino acids. Lineage: Eukaryota; Metazoa; Arthropoda; Insecta; Diptera; Stratiomyidae. The transcript has 8 exons. Gene Ontology annotation, cellular component: endosome; trans-Golgi network; plasma membrane.